GGAGAUAAAAACUUUCACUCAACCAUUUACCUUUAGGAGUAUGGUUACUUGUAACGCAUCUGAAAAGGCUGAAAACAUCACUAUAAAUAUAAAAUACAAUAGCACUGAAAAGGGGAAAUUUAUCAUAUGGGAAGUACCAACAGGUACUCGGAAGGCUACAUGUCAGCAACCUCAAUGUAGCUUUACUAUAGUAAAUAAAGGAGAAGCAGUUUAUAAGAUAGGUGCAUUAUUUAGUCUAGAAAGCCGUUCAGCAACAUUCUUAUUCCCCUUUGCGCUCCAUGUGCCUCGGAGAAAUAUAAUUACUCCAAGUCCAACCACCAUCCCUCUGUUUGAACCAGCUAACUGUGCUGUGAAAUACCAUAACCUUUCGUUCGCAGGCCCUUAUGUAGUGAGACAAUCCAAUGAGCAAAAAUUAUUUCUGGACCCCACAUAUUCUUUAAAGAAGGUACGGGUAAAGGUACAAGCUGAUAUAUCUCAGAUAAAAUCAGAAUGCUUACCUUUUGUUUCACAAAGUCUUAAAGGGUGGAAGGCAUGGUUACAUUCCAGAGCUCACCACUCAAGGAAACAGAGAGAUUUAACAGGAUGGUUUGGAUCUGGACUCGGAGUUUUAAACUCGAUUGAUCAGGAAGUAAUAAUUAAUAAACUGAGCACAGUCACCUCUGAUUUAGGAAGACUAGAGGUACCAUUAAGAUCAUCUUUAAUCACUCUGGCUGGAGCUAAGAAAAUGCUUUCCCACCCAGACAUUAAAAUGUUGCUAAAGAAGGUGAAGGAAGUUUCGAAACGAACAUUAUGGCAAGUCCAGCACAAUACUCUGGAAAUAAAGAAAAUCAUCACAGCCAUCGAGAAUCCAACUGCUGCUCAGUUUUUCAACUUCUUAUUGCAUCCUGUACUAGUGUUGAUUUUUGUAGUCCUACUGCUAACACUUCUCAACAUUUGGUUAUGGUGGAAAGUACGGACUGUUGCUCAACAAGUACAUGUAUUAUGGGCUGUAAACAAAAUUAUGCAAAAGAAUUUGCAAUAGCUUAAAGAAAAGGGGGGAUUGAAUUAAAGAAUAAGGCCAGGAAUGGCUUGAAGGUUUGCUUAUCUAAGGCCAGGAAUGGCUUGAAGGUUUGCUUAUCUAAGUAUGACUUAGCAAAUGACUGACCACAAAGAGGGGCCUACAACCCCUGCAGAGCUACGAUAAGUAACAAGACAGGAAGGCUGGCAUGUAGGCAACAACAGUCGUGAGGCCAGCACAAUGUUAUCUUAUCUCUGACAAAUGGAGAAUUCCAAGAAAGAGAUAGCGUAUGGUAAUGAAUUACUGGAAACUAAUGAAUAUGUUAAAACACCUUACAUGAAUAUGUAUGUAUGUAUGCAUAUAUGUUGUCAAACCAACUCUGUCUGGCACGCACAUUUGGAGGAGCGAUCCCCUGUGCGUCCAGCGCUGCAAUAAAGAAUACCUGCUUAAUAGUCA
Calidris pugnax (ruff) is the source of this 1453-nucleotide messenger RNA. RefSeq lists its product as uncharacterized. The transcript is spliced from 3 exons. The record is from RefSeq and is a predicted model, not a curated record. NCBI's taxonomy places the organism in Eukaryota, Metazoa, Chordata, Aves, Charadriiformes, Scolopacidae. Bases 41 to 1021 code for a protein of 326 amino acids.